UUAUGUUGUUUUAAACAUCCCAAACCAAAUUCUUGAAUUUCUUGGCUCAUCACAUAGAGAGAGAGAGAGAGAGAAUGGAUUGCAGCAGAGAUGAGAGGAGAUGGUGCUGUUAUCAUCCAACAGAAAUGGUAGUUGGAGUUUGUGCUUUAUGCUUGAAUGAAAAGCUCUUAGUUGUUGCAAAGCGACGCCAACGAACUCACUACUCUUUCUUACCAAAAAUCUUUGCUCUUACCAAUCUGCGCAGAUCCCACACUCCUUCUUCUCCAUCUCCAGAAGACUCAUUCAUAUCAAUCAAGUUCGAAGAGAAUGGUGUGGCCUCAUGGGACAAAGGGAAAACCUCCAAAAUUGCACAUGAUGAGAAAUAUUGUGAUGAAAAGUUCAAGAGUGUGGUCGAAAACACGAAGCCACGCAGGUCGCUGAGGUGGCGGAGGCGGAUUGGCCACCUCUUCCACCUCAUCAAGCGGAAGAGGCAGGCCAAGGCCUCGUCAGCACCUAGCACCUUGAAGGGGAGAAUGUUAAAUAUAGGUGGAUAUGGAUUCUGACAAAGAAGAGGACCAAAGAAUAAAGGGUUUUGCAAGAAAAAAAAAAAAGACACCCUAGCUUCCUUUCUUUUUUUUCUUUCACACCCACAAUUUUUUUGUGUAGGAAUUCAUCACAUCACACCAUAUAUAUAUAUAAUUGAGAUGUGGGAUCUAGUCAAAAUUGCAUCUUGCCAAAAUAAAAAGUCAUUUUAUUUUGGUGAA
Salvia splendens (bonfire salvia) is the source of this 743-nucleotide messenger RNA. RefSeq lists its product as uncharacterized. Lineage: Eukaryota; Viridiplantae; Streptophyta; Magnoliopsida; Lamiales; Lamiaceae. The record is from RefSeq and is a predicted model, not a curated record. The transcript has 2 exons. The coding region runs from base 75 to 542 and encodes 155 amino acids.